AUGCGUGACAACGUCCCCGUAAAGUACCUUCCACUGGCACUGUGUUCCGGGCGUGCAGGGCCGGCGUCGUCAGCAUCUUACACCGGCCCGUAUUACGGUAAGAUACGCCGUAAACACUCGUUUCGUAAGGCUGAAGGCGGGUCUCGGUUAUUCUUAGCCAGCCAAUCGCCAGACGCCGGAUCGCGUGGUCGCCGCUGGUUGGCUGUGUCCGUUUCAAGCCCCACGGCCCUUUUUGGGAGCUGCACCGCCUCACGAGCAAACUCCAAUUCCGACCAGGAACAAAGAGCUUCAGGCACCGUGCUUCAAUUGCAGGACUCGCAAGCCAUCCCGCUGCUAAAGGCUGGGUUUUAUCAGCUUAGCUACGGGCUCUUUCUCCAGGAAGGGCGCAACGCCUAA
This is a messenger RNA of Coccidioides immitis RS, 396 nucleotides long. RefSeq lists its product as uncharacterized. NCBI's taxonomy places the organism in Eukaryota, Fungi, Ascomycota, Eurotiomycetes, Onygenales, Onygenaceae. The transcript is spliced from 2 exons. The record is from RefSeq and is a predicted model, not a curated record. Bases 1 to 396 code for a protein of 131 amino acids.